AUGUUAGAGGCUAUGAUCGAGUUAGGCACCGAUAACGAAUUUUCUAACAACGUCGAAUUAGAAGUGCGUAGUACUGUCAUCAGCGCGAAGUCGUUAGCGCAACAAUAUCGUUCCGGUAGUGUGGCGGCUAGUGAAGUUAGCCAACCCGAAAAGUCCACGAUUGAUCAGGUUGCUCCCGAAGUGGAGUCGGUGUYGAACCCGUCAGCUCAGGUGGGUCCWCUUAUUACCAAUCUCGCUCCAUCUGGGUCUAAUAUUCGAUURCCGGAAAUUCCGUUGCCCACGUUCGAUGGGCGUCUUCAGAAUUGGCCCGAUUUUAGGGAUCGCUUUGUUACAUUGGUAGAUCAAAAGGCCCAUCUGACUAAUAUUGAAAAGUUUUAUUAUUUGUUGGGCUGCUUGCAGGCAGGACCCACUGAUGUUGUGAAAGGCAUCACGGUUUCCGAUGCUACAUAUGGCCUAGCUUGGUCAGCUCUGRUUAACCGUUAUGACAACCCUCGCCAAUUAGCAACUACGUUGGUGUCGGAGAUGCUCAAUGCUGAUAGUCACCAACAGGAAUCUCCAACUGCGCUAAUUGCUUUUCUCAACAAGUUCGGUGAAAAUGUAGCCUUGCUAAGGUCUCUGAACAUCUCCGAUCUGGGUUCUUYUUUGUUAUAUGCAAUCGCUGUUCGAUGUUUGCCUGCCACUAGUCGCCGUUUGUUWGAACAGGACAACACUUUGGAUUUUCCWRCGAUCGAUAGUSUGCUAGACUUCGUCAAGGAUCGGGUCGAGGUGUUGGAGAAUGCUGGUACAUCCAUGACUCCCACAGUUAAUAAGCCYCAGCAUAAAAACCAAAUUAGUAGACCCAAGUUCGGGAAUAACAAAAUAGUCGCUGCUAGCUCGAAAUCUUCUCGUAGUUCUUCUGUUCCUCCAGUUGCGCUAGUGUCCCAGAAACCCUCUACAGAACCUCACAGGUGUGAGCAAUGUGGUAGUAGUCAUAAAUUKUCAGCAUGUUCCAAGUUCAAAGAACUGUCCAAUGAUGACAGGUAUGCUUUAGUAAGCAGUCAUCGCUUAUGUAUGAUAUGUUUUGCCAAUAAUCAYUGGGCUAACAAAUGCAAGUCUUCGUGCUCCCUCUGUCAUGGUCGUCACAAUCAAUUGCUACAUCGAGACAAUUCGCAUGCCAAGGUUAAUCCAGUCAAGCAGYCUGCUGUAUCCUUAGUUAGCUCACAACGUUCCAGAUCGGUUCUAUUGGGUACAGCAUCCGUUAAUGUUCGUGACUUAGCUGGUUGGCCUUCAACCAGUAAGGGCGUUAAUUKAUCCAGGUUCUCAGAUUAG
Diuraphis noxia (Russian wheat aphid) is the source of this 1308-nucleotide messenger RNA. RefSeq lists its product as uncharacterized. Lineage: Eukaryota; Metazoa; Arthropoda; Insecta; Hemiptera; Aphididae. The record is from RefSeq and is a predicted model, not a curated record.